Molecule: messenger RNA, 833 nt
Organism: Oppia nitens
Lineage: Eukaryota; Metazoa; Arthropoda; Arachnida; Sarcoptiformes; Oppiidae
Product: galectin-7-like
Exons: 1
Coding region: 155-748 (197 amino acids)
Molecular function (GO): galactoside binding; carbohydrate binding
Source: RefSeq, a predicted model, not a curated record
AGUAUUAGUACUUUAUUUUUUUUUUGUUUUUUGCAGCAAUUAAAACAAUUAUUAUAUAGACAUCGACUAUAUUAGUAUUUUUUUAAUAUUUAAUUAAAAUCUUUUUUGAAUCACUUAAACAUUUAGUGAGGAAACACCAAACGAAACAACUAUUAUGCGUAUCAUAUCAAACCCGGUAACACCGUUUUGGACACAUCUGGAAGGCGAUGUCCGACCCGGUCUGACCAUUUACGUAACUGGCCACAUACCGCACCAUUCGGAUCGGUUCGAAAUCAAUCUGGUCGAGGGUAGCGAUACUGGUCAUCAUGCGGCCCAUCACAGCAGUAUCGCUUUGCACGUCAACCCGAGGGUUCACGAAGAUUAUGUAGUACUGAACAGCCGUCACCAUAAAUCGUGGGGCAGUGAGGAACGCCAUACACACACCCAUCAGCUACACCGGGGCAACAAUUUCAGUAUUGCCAUACAUGUCGAACACGAGUACUAUCGGGUGGAAGUGAAUGGCGUACCGUUGGCUUACUUUCAUCAUCGGAUGCCCUAUCAGUGUGUCGGUGCACUGUUCAUUGAUGGUGAUGUCGAUAUACAUAAUGUCGAAAUCAAACAUGGCGGCGGCGGAUACGGUGGUGAAGGAAUGCCGUAUGUUGUCGGUGGUGGUGAUGAGUCAUACAUACCCGGCCAGUAUGUGGAAAGUCAUCAUCAUCACCAUGAUUCCCAUCACCAUCAUCAUCAUCAUGGUCAUCACGAUUACUAGUGGGUAAAUGAUGGGACCUACUAAUGAUGGGGUAAUACGGUAUCUAUACCUACAGUAUAUAUAUAUAGAUAUAUAUAAUAUGAUG